This is a messenger RNA of Prionailurus viverrinus (fishing cat), 1553 nucleotides long. RefSeq names its product oviductal glycoprotein 1 (gene OVGP1). Bases 1 to 804 code for a protein of 267 amino acids. Lineage: Eukaryota; Metazoa; Chordata; Mammalia; Carnivora; Felidae. The transcript is spliced from 6 exons. The record is from RefSeq and is a predicted model, not a curated record. Gene Ontology annotation, biological process: carbohydrate metabolic process; chitin catabolic process. Gene Ontology annotation, cellular component: extracellular region. Gene Ontology annotation, molecular function: chitinase activity; chitin binding.
AUGAACAACAAUCGCAUCGUUGCUAAGGAUUUCCGGGAUGAGAACAUUAUCUACCCAGAGUUCAACAAGCUCAAGGAGAAGGGCCCACUGGAGUGGGGACCCAGCUUACCUCCCUCUAUCCCGCAUCACAGGAACAGGAAGCUGAAAACACUGCUGUCCAUUGGUGGGUGGAACUUUGGCACAACCAGGUUCACCAUCAUGCUUUCCACAUCGGCCAACCGGGAAAGGUUUAUUGAUUCAGUUAUAUCCCUCCUGAGGACACAUAACUUUGAUGGUCUGGACCUCUUCUUCCUGUACCCUGGAGUAAGAGGCAGUCCCAUGAGGGACCGAUGGACUUUUCUCCUCUUAAUUGAAGAGCUCCUGUUUGCCUUCCAGAAGGAGGCGCAGCUUACCAGGCGUCCCAAGCUGCUGCUCUCUGCCGCCGUCUCUGGGGAUGAACAAAUCAUCAAAACAGCUUAUGAAGUGCUCCUUCUGGGAAGGCUCCUGGAUUUCAUCAGCGUCUUGUCUUAUGACUUUCAUGGGAGCUGGGAAAAGUUCACAGGACACAAUAGUCCCCUGUUCUCUCUGCCUGGAGACCCCAAAUCUUCGGCACAUGCCAUGAAAUACUGGCGGAAUCUGGGGGCACCCCCAGAGAAGCUCCUCAUGGGGCUCCCCACCUAUGGACGGACGUUUAACCUCCUCAAGGCCUCUAAUAAUGGGCUACACGCUGAAGCUAAGGGUGUUGCGCUUUCAGGAAAGUACACCAAGCAAGAUGGCUUCUUGGCUUAUUAUGAGGUGACAGGAAUAGAGACCUCUGUCUAUUAGUCAGGUCUCCAUCCUCUGUUGGGGCAAGAGCAAAGACAACAGGGCAAAGGCAAGGGUGACGGCGGGAGGACAAAGAGGUAGUUUACUAGCGCAAGAGAAAUCCACUAUAUAAAGAGAAUCUUAACUGUUAUACAAGUCAAUCCUGACUUACUCUCUGGCCUAAAUAAAAACUAUUAGUACCUGAAAUAGAUAUAAUUUCAAACAUUUGCAAAAGUAAAAGAAUAGUAUCACCUCCUCCCCCCCUCUGCCACUACCACCUACCCCUCACCAGCUUCAAUCUCGAACCGCUCUUGGCCCAUCUUGUUUCAUGUCCGCUCCCUGACUCCCUCCCUCCCGCUACGAGAUUAUGUUGAAGCAGUUCCAAGACCUCCUCUACUACAGAUUCUUUCCUCUUACCCCGAUUCCACUCCCUGAAUCCCCAUCUCAACAAAGCUUGCUACUGAGUGGAGGAAAGAGACUUGGACCCAAGGGAAUAUAAAACAUAAGAGAGGACAAUAAGAGGCACAGGGUGUGUGGCUUAGGGAUCUGGAAAGGUCUCAUGGAGCAGGUAGCUUUAGAGCAGGGCUUUGGAGCACAGGAAUGAUCCUGAUGGGCAGGAAUGACAGGAGGGAAGGGCCCCACAGGCCAAGGAUGGCGGGUACGGAGGCACAUGGUGUGCAUGGGUGCCUUAGGUAGGAGUGGAGGCACAGUGCUCUGUGCUGACUGGGUAGAAAUGUUUUCCUGCUAAUCCAGUGAAGCGUGGUUAUGAG